AUGGCUCUACCAGGAGAAUACGGCUACACACCAAGACUUAUAAGACCAUAUGUAAAUAGCACUGCCGCAUGUAUUGUAGAGUAUAUAGCGUAUAAUCACGUACUGCUGCGUAUUAUAGCAAUAGAUGGCAUAAAAUCAAUAGAAGUACCAGCAGUCAUCCACAGAGAAGAUGCACAGUAUGGGAUUAAAGACGAGACAAAAUUAAAUGAACUAUUUUCACCAGGCGAUACAGUGCACGGCAGAGUGCUUUCACUUGGUGAGUCAGGUAAUGUAGUUAUAUCCACUGCGGAUACAGCCCAUGGUGUAGUAAAAGCAAAGGAUUAUGAGACACUGCAGGAUAUAAGGAUGUCUAAGAAUAAGUUUAUACACAAUGGUAAGGAAUUAAACAGAAAGAAUGCCGUACUAUAGAAUAAUUAACAGUAAUCAUAAGAUAAUAUUAGUAUAUUCUGUGAUUUAGACUAUUUAAAGUUAUUACAACAGACAAUUCGGGUUGUAUCGGGACAUUCCAUAUAAAUAUCCAUUUAUUACAUAUUUAACAGUAAACCAGUCAAAGUACCAGUUGUACCAGCACUAAUUAAAAUUUCCUUUUAGUAGAACAGAAGUUCAUUUUAGAGUAUAAAGAAUAUUUAAAUAAUAAUAAAAAGUCAAAAAAUUAGAACCAGCUGGCUAUUACACUAUAAAUAAAUAUAAAGC
Molecule: messenger RNA, 693 nt
Organism: Nematocida parisii ERTm1
Lineage: Eukaryota; Fungi; Microsporidia
Exons: 1
Coding region: 1-408 (135 amino acids)
Source: RefSeq, a predicted model, not a curated record